GUUGAAGGCAGCUGAGAUUGUUAGAAAGCACUUCCCUUUCUUGAGCCACAAUAGGCCUUCCUGCCAUUUCUGCUUUCAGUUCAGCCAUGUCCUGGCCACCUGUUAGUUGCCAGUGCCUCAAAUGACUCAUGCACAGGCUCCAGGGAGCUGUGGCUUUGGGGAGGGGUGGUGGUUUAUAAGCAGGUGGUUUCACGGUGAUAUGUAACUGCAGGGCUUCAAGAUCAUGGUGGGUACAACAUGGGGCAAGGUAGUCUUUCUUUCUCUCCAAGAGGAUGGUUUCCUGCCUUCCUCAAAUCUCUCUUCUCCAAGAAAAAUACCUCAGGCCUUUAGCUGUCUGUCCUCUGAUGUGAUGUCCUUCUGAUAACCUCCUCCUCCUGAUUGCUCCUCUGAACUGGCUUUAGUUCAUCAUGCACUUUCCCUCUCAAAAUGCAUACCCCAGAGCUGAGCUAGAGGUUGUAGGACCCCUCAGAAGGAGGUGACAAAACUGUGAUCCCCUGAGUUCAUUUGCUUUCCAUUUGCAGAGAGCUUCCCUUCAGGAGGAUAUGGCUUCUCCCGGUGACAGCUUUGAAGAAGCUUGUCUCUUCUCUUGCACUUGCUGUUUAAUGGUGGAGAGGUGUGUAGGGCAGUGAUACUUGGUUUCUGGAAUUGCUUUCCCCCCAUAUUUGAGCAUCAGAACUACAGAACCCAGCACUGCUGUGAGCUGAUAGCACUGCUGUGAGCUGACAGUGGCCCGGGCCACAGAAGUAUACACAGCAUCUUAACCCUCGGGGAGCUUUCACUGGCAUCUGCGAAACAUCCCAGAGUGGUCUGGACCACCAUGGUGGGCUACAGUGUCAGGGCAGCUUCCUGGAGAAGAGUGGCCCAAGCUGGACCUAAAGCUUCAGGAGGAGUGACAGAUAAGAAAAUUGAAGCUUAGAGAAUCUGCUCAAGAGAAUGGCACCAGCCAAGGUGGGAAGGAGGCGGGGACUCGACAGCCUCUGGUGAUUCUCUUGGGCUGGGGUGGCUGCAUGGACAAGAACCUUGCCAAGUACAGCGCCAUCUACCACAAAAGGGACCGACCAGGCCUCUCUCCUCUCCCCAGGGCUGCAUCGUGAUUCGAUACACAGCGCCCUGGCACAUGGUCUUCUUCUCCGAGUCCCUGGGCAUCCCUUCACUUCGUGUUUUGGCCCAGAAGCUACUUGAGCUACUCUUUGAUUAUGAGGUUGAGAAGGAGCCCCUGCUCUUCCAUGUCUUCAGCAACGCUGGAGCCAUGCUGUACCGAUACGUGCUGGAGCUCCUGCAGACCCAUCAGCGCUUCUGUCACCUGCAUGUGGUAGGCACCAUCUUUGACAGCGGGCCUGGAGACAGUAACCUGGCGGGAGCUCUGCGAGCCCUGGCAGCCAUCCUGGAGCAUCGGCCUGCUGUGCUGCGCCUGCUGCUUCUGGUGGCCUUCGCCCUGGUGGCAGUUCUGUUCCACGUCCUGCUUGCUCCGCUCACCGCCCUUUUCCACACCCACUUCUACAGUCGGCUGCUUGAUGCAGCCUCCUGCUGGCCUGAACUCUACCUCUACUCCAGGGCUGAUGAGGUGGUUUUGGCCAGGGAUGUGGAGCGCAUGGUGGAGGCACGUCUGGCACGCCGGGUCCUGGUGCGUUCUGUGGACUUUGUGUCAUCUGCACACGUGAGCCACCUCCGUGACUAUCCUACUUACUACACGAGCCUCUGUAUCAACUUCAUGCACAGUUGUGUCCAUUGCUGAGGUCCUUGCCCCACCCACCUCACCUCUGCUCCAGAAAGAAAUGCCUAACCCCUUUCUACAACCUACAUCCGUGGGCGGGGUCCUCUUCUGGUUCAACUCCCUAUGGCCCUUUGGACUUUGUGGUCCCCCAGUAGAGAGUUCUUGUGGGCCACUGUGCUGGGACUGUUGUGGUCUGCUUAUCCUAGGAUCCUAGGGGGCA
This is a messenger RNA of Manis javanica (Malayan pangolin), 1934 nucleotides long. The record is from RefSeq and is a predicted model, not a curated record. NCBI's taxonomy places the organism in Eukaryota, Metazoa, Chordata, Mammalia, Pholidota, Manidae.